AAAGAAGAACACGUCUUUUCUGUUUCGGCCUAAACGCGCAUGUUCCUGCUUUGCUUGAAAUGUAUAACCCUUAUAUUCAUCCUGGCCUGGCGCAGUCCCUGUCUGUUAGUUGCUGGACACGCCACAGUACAUGUCUUUCCUUUGUGAUUCCUGAUCCUUCACUACCUUGACAUAAAAGCCUAAUUUUAUGGGGCCCUAGAAGAGGACCCUAGAAGAGAACCAUCCCACAUUAAAGUGCAGUAAGGAGCAGAAGUUUCCCUCAAUGCGCCCAAAGUCACUUCAAUUCCAGGCGUCUGCGUCCGUGAGGACGUUCUCUGUUUAACUGAAGAAUAAAGAAAUCAGAAAGAAACAAUAAUCAAAGAAUAAUAGAUUCUGACUGGCCGUCGAAAGGCGCGUGGUCAUCGUGAAACAAGAAGAAGAAGAAGAAGAUACGACGAAAGGAGGAGGAGUAAUUUAAUAACCUUGAGUUUGAACUUUUUUAUGUAUAUGUAUAAUGGCAAUUUUAAAAUUUAUUCGUAUAAAUAAAUGGAUCCCAAAAAUAAGAGCGAACAGAUGCCAACUGUGCACUAAAUCGGACAAUGAAAAAGCGCCAGUGAAAAGAAGGCGGCAUAUUUCAAAGCGUUCGUCAGAAGUAGAUGCCUUUUUCCAAUCGAACAAUCAUAUGGAAUAUCUAAAGGAAUUGAUUCCUGCAAACAUUAAAUUGCAAAGAAAAACCGUUAUCCCAGAUCGAAUGUAUUUGAUUUGUCCGAAUACUGCGAAAAAAGUUGCCGAAUAUGUUUGGGAACAGACCAAAUCGAAUACGAAUCAGUUGAUCUGCGAAACUAAUCCCGGCGUCGGCGUAAUUACCAUAGAAUUGCUAGAGAAAGGGGCCCGAAAAGUCCGACUUUAUGAACCAAACGAACUGUUCCAUGAGCCCUUAAAGGUUUUAUUACAAAAAUAUUUACAUCGAAUUGAAAUUGUUGACAAAGAUCUGAUGCAUUUAGGCAAAUACGUUUAUCUUGACAACAAAGAUCCAGCAGACAGGGUCGAAAAAUUAUUAGAAGGAAUACCUAAGAAAAGCUGGACAGAUGAUCCUGUAAUGACUGUUGUAGGUGUCUUGACAAGAAAUGAUUUUAUCAAAGACCUAGUCAAAUCUAUCGUUUCUCGAAGGAACAUAACCGCUUUAGGCAGGACCGAUUUCUACAUGUUUGUAUUUCCCACCGACUGGAUAAAACUAACCGAAGAAGAUGACGUAAAUUUUUACCUGAAAUUUUGGGUAAUUCUAUACAAUAUAUUCUUCGAUUUUCAACUGAUUGAUAAAUUUGAUAAGGUGUUAUUCAUGCCGUGGAUUACGCAAACAAAAAAGAACAAACAGCCGCUAGAUCCAGAUAAAUUGUAUUUUAUUAAAAUCAGUAUGAAAAAAUCGUUCAGUAUCAGUAUGGAAGAUAUUUUACCGUUCUUUGUAUUCCUAAAGUGUUUUUUGCGAUAUAAAAAUCAUUAUAUCAUCCCAACUUUGGAAUCGUGGGUUCCCGAUUGUGGUAAAACAAUUAUUGCACCGAGACAAGAGCACGAAGGCUAUUUUGAAGAUAUGGGCAUAUACACAAAAUUCAGUGAGCUUAACGCCAAACAAGUAAUAGCCAUUUUUAGGGAGGUAUUGUCACAUCCAAACUACACUAACAGCCCAUUUAUGGAAACAAUAGAAUCAGAAACUAUGAAAUUUGACAGUAUAGAACUGGAUAUGGAUGAAUUUUUGGCUAAAACAGAGCUUGAAAUUACUAGUGCUGACAGUACUGACCCCGAUAAGGAAACAGAAGUAAAAACAAGCUGAUACAUA
This is a messenger RNA of Sitophilus oryzae (rice weevil), 1813 nucleotides long. RefSeq names its product dimethyladenosine transferase 2, mitochondrial (gene mtTFB2). Gene Ontology annotation, cellular component: mitochondrial matrix. Gene Ontology annotation, biological process: transcription initiation at mitochondrial promoter; rRNA methylation. NCBI's taxonomy places the organism in Eukaryota, Metazoa, Arthropoda, Insecta, Coleoptera, Curculionidae. The transcript has 8 exons. Gene Ontology annotation, molecular function: mitochondrial transcription factor activity; rRNA (adenine-N6,N6-)-dimethyltransferase activity. Bases 494 to 1807 code for a protein of 437 amino acids. The record is from RefSeq and is a predicted model, not a curated record.